GUUCCCUCAUUCUGGGAGGACGUCAUAUGGCAUCUUGCCACUCUAACAGUUAUCGGCAGUCCUCUACUCAUGCAGAGAGUCGGGACAUCUACACUGAUCAUCAGGGCACUGAUGAUCAGUACCCUGAUGAUCAGUGUGGCCCUGUCAGUGCCACCUGUCAGUGCCCAUCAAUGUCACAUGCCAGUGCCCAUCAAUGCCACAUAUCAGUGCCUACCAGUGCACAUCAAUGCCACGUAUCAGUGCCUUUCGCUCACAACUAUCAGUGCUAGUCAGUGUUGCCUAUAAGUGCCCAUCAGUGCCGGAUAACAGUUACAAUCAGUGCCACCUAUCAGUACCUUAUAUGAGUG
This is a messenger RNA of Staurois parvus, 347 nucleotides long. Lineage: Eukaryota; Metazoa; Chordata; Amphibia; Anura; Ranidae. The record is from the annotation of a GenBank genome assembly.